AUGGGACUUGAAUUACAAGCUGAAAGAAUGCUACGUUCAUCAAGACAAAAGUUUACUCCAGCCAAACCCGGUGAUACUGUUCGUAUCCGAGUCCCUGAUGUUGACCGAGGACGUAUGGAUCCACAGAACAUAUUGGCAGUUGUCGUAGCUGUCGAUAAUGAAUUUUACACACUAGGCACAAAAGAAGGAGUAAUAAAUCAAUUAUACACCCGUAAUCAAUUUGCUGUAUGUAAAGAACAACUAUUGUCUCCUGAAGAAGUUGCUACAGACCAAUCCGUGUCCUUAAGGAAAGCUUCCACUUCAAUUUCUAAAACAGGUGGACAGGGGUACAUGAAAUGCAAUUGUAAGGCAAAGUGUGUAUCGAAGAAGUGUAGUUAUAGAUCCUCAGGCAUUUUAUGUAACUCAAAAUGUCAUAACAGUUUAUCUUGUUGCAACAAAUAA
Molecule: messenger RNA, 441 nt
Organism: Acyrthosiphon pisum (pea aphid)
Lineage: Eukaryota; Metazoa; Arthropoda; Insecta; Hemiptera; Aphididae
Exons: 1
Coding region: 1-441 (146 amino acids)
Source: RefSeq, a predicted model, not a curated record